AUGGUCUAUGAGCUAGACUGUGAACACCUGGAAGGAUUAGCUGAACCAUCCUGUGUUGCAAAACAUGAAGAUAGUUUGUUUAAGGAUUUAUUUCAAGACUACGAAAGAUGGGUUCGUCCUGUGGAAUACCUGAAAGACAAAAUAAAAAUAAAGUUUGGCCUUGCAAUAUCUCAAUUAGUGGAUGUGGAUGAGAAAAAUCAGUUAAUGACAACGAACGUCUGGCUGAAACAGGAGUGGAUAGAUGUAAAGUUAAGAUGGCGCCCUGGCGACUAUGGUGGAAUAAAAAUUAUACGUGUCCCUUCAGACUCUCUCUGGACCCCAGACAUUGUUUUGUUUGAUAAUGCAGAUGGACGUUUUGAAGGGGCCAGCACGAAAGCAGUCGUCAGGUGGUUGAAGAUUGGAAAUUCAUAGCGCAGGUGCUUGAUCGGAUGUUUCUAUGGACUUUUCUUCUGGUUUCCAUUGUUGGAUCUCUUGGGCUUUUUGUUCCUGUUAUU
This is a messenger RNA of Hyaena hyaena (striped hyena), 494 nucleotides long. RefSeq names its product neuronal acetylcholine receptor subunit alpha-5-like. Gene Ontology annotation, cellular component: synapse; postsynaptic membrane; neuron projection. The record is from RefSeq and is a predicted model, not a curated record. Gene Ontology annotation, biological process: nervous system process; chemical synaptic transmission; signal transduction. The coding region runs from base 1 to 411 and encodes 136 amino acids. Gene Ontology annotation, molecular function: acetylcholine-gated monoatomic cation-selective channel activity; transmembrane signaling receptor activity. The transcript is spliced from 6 exons. Lineage: Eukaryota; Metazoa; Chordata; Mammalia; Carnivora; Hyaenidae.